Carassius carassius (crucian carp) is the source of this 1247-nucleotide messenger RNA. RefSeq names its product zona pellucida sperm-binding protein 4-like. The record is from RefSeq and is a predicted model, not a curated record. The annotation marks the transcript as partial. Lineage: Eukaryota; Metazoa; Chordata; Actinopteri; Cypriniformes; Cyprinidae. Gene Ontology annotation, biological process: prevention of polyspermy; binding of sperm to zona pellucida. Gene Ontology annotation, molecular function: structural constituent of egg coat; acrosin binding. Gene Ontology annotation, cellular component: egg coat. The transcript is spliced from 5 exons.
GAACAAUGGCUGGAAGUUGGUGUUUGGCUCAGAUUUUGGUGGUCUGUGCUUUCUGUCAUGCUGUUCCACAGUGGAGUAAAUCGCUUCAGGAUGCUCAAGCUCUGAUGAUCCAGCAAACUGACCAGCAGUUUCAGCUCCAGAAGCCAGUUCAACAGCUAACUAACCAGCAGUUUCCGCCUCGGAAACCAGUUCAACAGCUAACUAACCAGCAAUUUCCGCUCCAAAAGCCUGUUCCACAACUACCUACACCGCAGUUUCCGCUUCAGAAGCCAGUUCCACAACAACCUAAGCCGCAGUUUCCGCUUCAGAAGCCAGUUCCACAACAACCUAAGCUGCAGUUUCCGCUUCAGAAGCCAGUUCCACAACAACCUAACCCGCAGUUUCCGCUUCAGAAGCCAGUUCCACAACAACCUAAGCCGCAGUUUCCGAUUCAGAAGCCAGUUAAACAGCAGUUUCAGAAGCCAGUAGUGCAGGCAGAGCCCCUUGAUAAAUGUGCUGUAGCUGAUUCUGAGCAGAUCCAAUGUGGUCUACCUGGGAUCAGUGGUGCUGAGUGUGAAGCUAUCAACUGCUGCUUUAACGGACAGCAGUGUUUCUAUGGGAGGGCAGUGACUGUCCAGUGUAUUCGAGAUGGUCAGUUUGUGGUAGUGGUGUCUCGAGACGUUACCUUGCCUCGACUGAGUCUGGAUUCGGUUCAUCUACUGGGUGGAAACGACCCACCUUGUGCUCCUGUGGGGUCUACACCUUCCUUUGCUAUAUACCAGUUCCCUGUGACCGCAUGUGGCACGAGCGUGAUGGAGGACGGUGGAUAUGUGGUGUAUGAAAACAGAAUGACCUCAUCGUAUGAAGUGGGGAUUGGACCAUAUGGUUCCAUCACAAGGGACAGUCAUUUUGAGUUUCUCUUCCAGUGUAGAUAUUCGGGAACUUCCGUGGAAGCUCUGGUUGUGGAGGUCAACUCUGUUCCUCCACCUCCACCAGUAGCUGCUCCUGGACCUCUCAGGGUGGAGCUCAGACUGGCCAACGGCCAAUGUGUCACCAAAGGCUGUGCUGAAGGGGAUGAGGCCUACACGUCCUACUACAGUGACGCUGAUUAUCCCAUCACAAAAGUCCUGCGAGAGCCUGUGUAUGUUGAGGUGCACAUUAUGGAGAGGACUGACCCCAACAUUGUCCUGAUGCUGGGACGUUGUUGGACUACUUCAACCCCCAGUCCACUCAGUCUCCCCCAGUGGGACCUUCUGAUCGACGGGUGC